UGUGCGCAUGUACUAUUCGUGUGUUUAGCGGCAUGUUAGCUUGUAUCUCUCAUCCUCUGUUCUGUUUCUUCCGUUAGUGUUCCGAACACCAAACAUGUGACUCUGACGGUUUCAUUUUCAGACAUCGGUUUUAAGGAUUUUAGCACAAUAAUCAUAGCAAGUUUCGUGUGGUGCUUCUACAGUCUCACUUGAAUGAAAACUGAAAAGCCAACAACAACAACCACCAAAAAAGAAAACAAAAAGUAACCAUAAUAAAAAAGGUGAACUCUUUUCUCGUCUUCAAUUUCCUCAAAAGCCUUGUGUGAGUUGAAGAGUGAAGGUUCAUUUCAACUUUUUGCCAUGGCUUCUACUUCUAUAAUGAGUUUUGGGGUGUCACCCUUUUCUGCAAUGAGGCCUCGUUUUCGAGUUCAAGCUCAGAACUUGGACGGUCCAGUAAUCCCCACCAACACAGUAUUGCCAUCUGAAUCAGAUUCAGCAGUGACUGCAAUAAAUGGAGUUUCUUCUUCUUCCUCACUUGUUCUUGAUACAAAGCAUGAAAAAAAUGAUUCCUUUAUUGUUGAGAAGAACAAGGAAAAUGGGAAGUUGAUAGUUGAAGAGAAGAGGAAGGGCAAUGAUGCAGAUGAUGCUAUGGUUUUGGAACCCCUUUGGGAUGAUGGGUAUGGUACUCAAACAGUGGAAGAUUACUUUGCAGCAGCAAAAGAGAUUAUCAAUGGUGAUGGUGGCCCACCAAGGUGGUUUUGCCCAGUUGAGUGUGGUUCUCCUUUGAAAAACUCUCCCACUCUUCUCUUUCUACCCGGGUUGGAUGGUACAGGAUUUGGCCUCACUUUGCACCACAAAGCUCUUGGGAAGGCUUUUGAAGUUCGUUGCUUGCACAUUCCUGUUCUUGAUAGAACACCGUUUGAAGGACUGGUGAAACUUGUUGAAGAAGCUAUUAAGGUUGAGUAUGCUUUGGCUCCGAAUAAACCGAUAUAUCUGGUAGGUGAUUCCUUUGGCGGAUGCCUAGCACUCGCUGUUGCUGCACGCAAUCCAACAAUCGACCUGGUUCUGAUAUUAGUCAAUCCAGCUACAUCCUUUGGCAGAUCCCAGUUGCAACCUUUGUUUCCUAUCUUGGAAGCUUUGCCCAAUGAACUGCAUGUUACCGUUCCCUUUCUUCUUAGUUUCGUUAUGGGCGAGCCAAUGAAGAUGGCAUCAGUCAGUAUCGAAAACAGUCUUCCACCUGCAAAGAAACUAGAACAAUUAUCAUCCAAUCUAACUGCAUUGCUGCCAUGUCUUCCUGAGUUGGCUAAUAUUAUGCCAAAGGAAACUCUUAUUUGGAAGCUUAAGCUUAUUAAAACAGCAGCUGCCUAUGCCAACUCACGUCUCCAUGCGGUUAAAGCUGAAGUACUCGUGCUUGCUAGUGGCAAAGAUAACAUGCUUCCCAGUAAAGAUGAAGCUCAAAGACUAGCACGUUCGAUACAAAAUUGCAGAGUCCGUAAUUUUAAGGACAGCGGACACACCCUUCUAUUGGAAGAUGGCAUUGGUUUGUUGACAAUCAUCAGGGGAACUUGCAUGUACCGCCUUUCAAGAAGACAUGAUUUGGUCAGGGAUUACAUUCCCAUCAGUAUGAAUGAAUUCAAAACUGCAAUGGAUAUAGUUGGAUUGUUGCGCUUUCUUACCGGUUCUGUCGUGUUCUCAACAUUGGAGGAUGGAAAGAUUGUGCAAGGUCUUGAUGGUGUUCCGGUCGAGGGUCCUGUCAUAUAUGUUGGUUAUCAUAUGUUGCUUGGAGUAGAUCUUCCCUCACUUGUGGAAGAAUUUAUAACUCAGAAGGGUAUCGUGCUUCGAGGAAUAUCCCAUCCUGAGCUUUUUGAAGGAAGAAGGGAGAAUGCUUCUUCUGAGUUUGGUGUAUUUGAUUGGAUGAAGAUAUUUGGUUCAGUGCCUGUUUCAGGAAGCUAUCUUUUCAAAUUACUUAAGAACAAUUCACAUAUUCUUCUAUAUCCUGGUGGUCAACGCGAGGCUCUGCAUUAUAAGGGGGAAGAGUACAAGGUAAUUUGGCCGGAUCAUCCAGAGUUUGUGCGUAUGGCGGCGCGAUUUGGCGCUACAAUCGUGCCAUUUGGUACUGUGGGCGAAGAUGAUAUAGCUGAUAUAGUUCUUGACUUCAAUGACUUAGCAAAGAUCCCUUAUUUCAUAGAAUAUGUCAGAGAAUUGCAGCGAGGCUCGGUUAAGUUCAGAGAUGAGAUAAGUGGUGAGGUAGCAAGCAGAGAUAUAGCUCCACCAUUGAUUCUUCCAAAAUUGCCUGGAAGAUUCUACUAUCUAUUUGGGAAGCCAAUAAGCACAAAAGGGAUGGAGAACAUGCUUAAAGACAGAGAAGCUGCCAACAAACUAUACCUUAAAAUUAAGUCAGAAGUUGAGAACAAUAUGGGUUACUUGCUCAAGAAAAGGCAGGAGGAUCCGUACAGGAAUUUCAUUGAUAGGAGGUUAUAUCAGACACUUUACCCUCGCUCUGAAUCUGAUCAAACUCCAACAUUCAAGAUUUGAAUGAGAAAUGCUUCAUGUGCUACACUAUUCUUGCUCUUAGUGUAUUCAUAAUAAUUAUUUGGAAGCUCAUUAUUAUGUACAUGCAUGAUGAUCAUAUUUAUAAUAGUGAAAUAAAAGAAAAUUAUGCUUUCUUUGA
This is a messenger RNA of Arachis duranensis, 2650 nucleotides long. RefSeq names its product phytyl ester synthase 1, chloroplastic. NCBI's taxonomy places the organism in Eukaryota, Viridiplantae, Streptophyta, Magnoliopsida, Fabales, Fabaceae. The record is from RefSeq and is a predicted model, not a curated record. Gene Ontology annotation, cellular component: membrane. The transcript is spliced from 13 exons. The coding region runs from base 340 to 2514 and encodes 724 amino acids.